Dichotomopilus funicola is the source of this 1503-nucleotide messenger RNA. RefSeq lists its product as uncharacterized. The transcript is spliced from 2 exons. The record is from RefSeq and is a predicted model, not a curated record. NCBI's taxonomy places the organism in Eukaryota, Fungi, Ascomycota, Sordariomycetes, Sordariales, Chaetomiaceae. The coding region runs from base 1 to 1503 and encodes 500 amino acids.
AUGGGGAAACGCACGCGGGAAACCCCCGCACCGCGUGCUUACCAUGACGGUCUCAUCCCCACCACCCAUGAGACGUACCACACCUAUCCCGAAGUAGUCCCCGACGACUACGACCAAGUCAAGCACGAAAAGAGCUACCCGGAACUUGCGCCCAUCCAGCUCGACCACCAACUCGACCCCGUCCAGCUCCAGCUCGCCCAGGAACACCAUCUCCAAAACCGCCAACGGUCACUCUCCCAAGGUAUCGGCGGUAGUACCGCCCACGGGGGACCAGGCGAUAAUAAUAUCCCACACCCACCCUUAACAUCCAGCACAUCCCACGAUACUACUCUUCCCCCGCUCAACCUCGCCAGCCCCGGCCUAGCCUCCCUCACCGGCACAACAACGGCCGUAACAAACAACACCACCAACACCAAUACCGCAACCACCAGCACAUCCCCCCUCGCGGCACCCCCCCUCGUCCACGACCCCCACGCCAACGCCCACGCCCACGCCCACACCUUCAGCAACGGCUCCAUCCCCCGCACCUCGGGCGUGCACUCCCUCCGCCAAGCCUGGUCCGAACUAGACGAGGAAGAAGAAAACGAGCAUCGGCGCCAACGACGCGAGCAACGACGUCAUCAGCGACGGAAGGGUCUGCGCGGUCAGACCGUUGGUGCUAGUGGGGCGACCGGCAGUGGGACGGAUUUGGAGACGGAUGAUGAGUAUGACAGUGAUGGUGAAGAUGAUGAUGAGAACGACGACCAGGAUGGUGCGGAGCGUGGGGUAGGGUUAACGCCGGAAGAGAGGCAGAAGAGGAGGGAAAGGAUGUUGAGAAGGCGGAGGAGGGAGGAGAGAUUACGGCGGUUGGGGCUGGGGGGGUUGGCUUCGUUGGUUGGGGGUGGUGCUGCUGGUGCUGGUGGUGGUGGAAAGGGGGAGAAGAGUGGACGCGGGCGAAGGAAAGGAAGGGGAAAGGGGAAACCAAUGUGGAAGAGGGGGUUGUUUUGGGUUGUUGUUAUUUUGGCGGUGAUUGUGGUUGCGUUGGCUGGGGUGUUGGGGGCUGUUUUGAGUGGGAAGAUUCGUACGGCUGCGAUGGAUGGGGGCUCCUCAACCCCCACAACCCUCCCCUCCUCCCUCGUCACCGACCCCGUCUGCACCGACCCCAACGCAACCAACGCCCAAGAACACAACACCUACACCUCCAACGCCACGACCUCCCCCAAAACCUUCCGCAUCCAAUGCAACGCCGACUACCCCGGCGGCGACGGCGAACUCGGCCUGCAAACCAACACCCUCGACAUCAACACCAUGGCCGACUGUCUGGACGCGUGUGCGCGCCGGUGGGACUGCGUGGGCGCUGUUUUCCGGCCGAAGGGGACCAUGAUUGCCACAGAGAGCAGUGGUGAUAGCGAUGUGGGGAGUGCGGCGACGGCGGCGGCGGCGUGUUGGUUGAAGGCUACGGUGGGGGUGGUGAGGACAGGGACACUGGCGGCUGGGAUGGUGAGCGGUGUGUUGGUGCAGUGA